GGCCAUUACACACACCAAAACCCCCACAAAACCCCUUUUCUUCAUUUCUCGUACUUUCGCCGGGAAAUAAGUCCGGCGAAAAAUCCAUAACAUUUGCGUCACAUAAUUCGCAAACACCCAAAUCAGAGAAAAACCCUUUCAAAUUUGCAGCAAAUUAAAUACGAAGCAGCAAAUAUGAGCACUGUUGAUAAAAUGCUGAUUAAAGGAAUUCGGAGCUUCGACCCGGAAAACAAGCUCGUCAUCACUUUCUUCAAACCCUUAACCUUGAUUGUGGGUUCCAAUGGUGCAGGAAAAACUACUGUAAUUGAGUGCUUGAAGGUUGCAUGCACCGGGGAGUUGCCUCCGAAUGCUAGGUCGGGUCAGAGCUUCAUUCACGACCCCAAGGUAGCUGGGGAGACCGAGACAAAAGCACAAAUAAAGCUCCGGUUUAAGACAGCCGCGGGGAAAGAUGUUGUGUGUAUAAGGUCGUUUCAGUUAACCCAAAAGGCGUCUAAGAUGGAGUAUAAAGCUAUUGAGAGCGUGCUUCAGACUAUUAAUCCAAAUACCGGGGAGAAAGUUUGUCUCAGUUACAGAUGUGCUGAUAUGGAUCGAGAAAUUCCUGCACUGAUGGGCGUUUCUAAGGCUAUUCUGGAAAAUGUGAUAUUUGUGCACCAAGAUGAGGCUAAUUGGCCAUUACAAGACUCCUCCACUCUGAAGAAAAAAUUUGAUGAUAUUUUUUCUGCAACCCGAUACACAAAGGCAUUGGAGGUCAUUAAGAAGCUCCAUAAAGAGCAGGCCCAAGAAAUCAAGACAUACAAGCUGAAGUUAGAGCAUCUUCAAACGUUGAAAGAUUCUGCUUAUAAGCUCCGAGAAAGUAUUGCUCAAGAUCAGGAAAGAACAAAAUCCUUGAAAGUUCAAAUGCAGAAUUUGGAUAAGGAAAUUGAAGAGGUUAAUGCUAAGAUACAUCAUACUGAAACUAAGCUAAAAGAUGUGCGAAAGUUACAGGACCAGAUAACUGAAAAGAAUGCCACAAGAAGUGCUUCGUUCAAAGAGCAGGAACAAAGGUAUCUAGCUCUCAACGAAGAUAUUGAAGAGACUGAUGAAGAAUUGAAGGAGUGGAAGGAAAAGUUUGAUGAAAAAAUUUCUCAGCAAGACAAACUAAUCAGCAGACUGGCCAGAGAUGCAGAUGACUUGGAGAAAACAUGUAGUACCCUUGACAAAAAAAGCACCGAUUAUGUCAUAGAGAUUAGCAAACUUCAGAGUGCAGCAGAUGCUCAUGCUUCAUUGAAGAAUGACAGGGACUCCAUGAUCCAAGAGCUCUAUUCUCUGCAUAAUUUGGGAUCCCUUACAAAUGGUCCUUUCAGUGAUGAAACAGCCUUGAGUUGUACAAGUUCUUUAAAGCAGAGGGUACUUGAAUUGGAGAAAAAUUUACAGGAGCAGAAGAAAUCAAAUGAAACUGAAAUUAACGCAGCAUGGGUAUCCUAUACAAUAUCAGAUAACCACCAGAAGGAUCUUGAAGCUAGAAAGCGGGCCAACGCGGACGUUAAGAAAGGUAUUUUGAAACGCAUUCAGAAGGAAGAGAGUGAACGUGAGUUAUAUGAAACUCAGCUUUCUGGAGUUGAUCUUCCUCGCUUGGAUGAAAAAGAAAGGGGCAUGCGUCUUGAAUUGGAGAGGAAGACAACCCAAUUAGCUGAAAGGAAAUUUGAGGAAGUUUUAGCAGAAAACACAAAAGAAGUCUUCAACAUGAAAAAUAAGAUCAAAUCUCUGAAUCGAGAAAGAGAUAUCUUGGCUGAUGAUUCUGAGAAUAGAACAAAGUUGGCUAUGAAGAAAUUAGAGCUAGAAAAUCACAGGAAAAAGUUAAAAAAAAUAAUGGAUGAGCACAAGGAUAAGAUCAGAGGAGUGCUGAAAGGAAGACUCCCACCAGAGAAGGAUUUGAAAAGUGAAAUUGUUAAGGCUUUAAGCUCUACAACUAGCGAGCUUGAAGACCUUACCCCAAAGUCCCGUGCCGCUGAUAAGGAAGUUAGCAUGUUGCUGUUGAAGAUUCAAGAAGUCAACAGAAACUUAAAUAAAUUUCAAAAAGACAUGAAUUCUAGGAAGAGGUUCAUUGAAACAAAACUCCAAUCACUGGAUCAGCUGCCUUUUGGUAUUGAAUCUUAUCUUCAAGCCUUGAAUAAGGCCAAAGAGAAAAGAGAUGUUUUGAAAAGUAAAUGCGAUAUGGAAGUGGGUAUGCGCAAAAUGUUCGUUCCGUUUGAAUAUUCUGCUCGAACCAGUCAUGCUUGUCCUUGUUGUAAACGUCCCUUUUCAGCUGAAGAGGAGGAUGAAUUUGUGAAGAAGCAAAAAGACAGUAUGGCCACUACGGCAGACCGUAUGAAAGAGGUGGAAGCAGAUUCCGCGAGUGCUGAUUCCAUAUUUCAGCAGUUGGACAGCCUUCGAAUAAUGUAUGAAGAGUAUUCUAAAAUGGGGAAAGACAUACCUCAAGCACAGACGGAGUUGGAUAAAUUAAAUAAAGAGUUGGAUCAGAAGACGCAGGCACUUGAUGAUAUUUUAGGUGUAGUUGCCCAAGUUCAGGCUGACAAGAAUUCAAUUGAGGCCUUGGUAUCGCAUGUGGAGACAGCGGACAGACAUUUCCUAGAGAUCCAGACUAUACAACAUCAAGUGAAUGAGUUGGAGGACAUGCUUGAUUAUGGAGGGCUGGGUGUGCGUUCAAUGGAUGACAUUAAGUCAGAGCUCAAUGAUCUGCAGAACACUAUGGAUAAUUUGGAAACUGCUACUGCGAAUUUGAGAGAAGAAGAGAAUUACAUGAAGGCAGAUGUAAAUAGCACUAACGUACGGUUGUUCACGGUCAGGGAGGAGAAAAUAAAAGCUGCUGCUGUACUGGAAAAUCUUAAGAAAGUGGAGGAGGAUCUUGAACGUGACAUGGAGGAUAAAAGUCAAGUUGAGCUUGAGGAGAAGCAACUUACAGAGGCUAUUAGUCCUUUGACUAAGGAAACACAGAAACUGUUUCGUUAUCAUAGCGAUCUUAAAGAAAAACUUAAUGGUGAACUUGAGAAGCAUGCUGAGAUAUGGAGAAGGCAACAGCAGGAAGUUGACGACCUUCUCAAACUUAACUCCAAGAUAAACGAGUAUGAUGAGACUAAGAAAGAAGAGCGCUUAAAAGAGCUACAAGUCAGAAAGUCACAGUUAGAAUCUCAGCGUGAGAACUAUGGUCAGAGGAAGAAGAAAAUAUCUGAUGAAUUGGAAAGUGCACGGGAAAUCAAGAAGAACCAAGAGUUACUGAGACAUAAUAUUGAUGACAACAUAAUAUAUAGGGAGGCAAAAGCUAGAGUAGCUGAUCUGACUCGUGACCUUGAGUUGCUGGAGCAGAGACUAGUAGAGAUGGGUAGUUCUGAGAUAAUUGAGUCUGAGCUAUUUAAGUUAAACAAAGAAAGAGACAGGCUUCUGUCUGAGUUGAAUAGGUUUGGUGGAACAAAGUCUGUGUAUGAGAGCAACAUAUCAAAAAAUGAAAAGGAUCUCAAACAACCACAAUACAAGGAUAUAGACAAACGCUACUUUGACCAACUAAUCCAGCUCAAGACUACAGAAAUGGCAAACAAAGACCUUGACAGAUACUACAGUGCUCUAGACAAGGCACUUAUGCGUUUUCACACUAUGAAAAUGGAAGAAAUAAAUAGAAUUAUUCGUGAACUCUGGCAGCAGACAUACAGAGGUCAGGACAUUGAUUACAUAUACAUACAUUCCGAUUCUGAAGGUGCUGGAACUAGAUCUUACAGUUAUAAGGUGCUCAUGCAGACAGGUGAUGCAGAACUGGAAAUGCGAGGAAGGUGCAGUGCUGGCCAGAAGGUUCUUGCUUCACUUAUUAUAAGGUUGGCUUUGGCAGAAACCUUUUGCCUCCACUGUGGAAUCUUAGCACUUGAUGAGCCGACAACAAACUUAGAUGGCCCAAAUUCCGAGAGUUUGGCUGCUGCUCUCCUUAGAAUCAUGGAGGACAGAAAAGGCCAGGAAAAUUUUCAGCUAAUUGUCAUCACUCACGAUGAACGGUUUGCUCAACUUAUUGGUCAACGGCAGCAUGCAGAGAAAUAUUACCGUGUUUACAAAGAUGAACAUCAGCAUAGCAUAAUUUCUGCUCAGGAAAUCUUUGAUUGAAGUUCCUCAGGUGCUCUACUGGUCUCCGUCCUCAGUUGACCAUCCAUAUCGCUCAGUUUGGAUCAUGUUUGACUUUUGUACUAUCAUUCUGAGAGCAUAACAGAAUAUAUGGCGCGUGAAUGAUACUUUGAUAAGCUUAUGUUGUUGAAUACCAGUAUAUCACUAGGCUUCAUUUGUACAGAGUUUGUUACAUUAACACAGAACGUUGUCUUGUAAGAUCUGCCCGGUUUGGUUUUAAAUGUAUACAAUCGUCGAGCUGUUCCAUUA
This is a messenger RNA of Spinacia oleracea (spinach), 4389 nucleotides long. Its product is annotated as DNA repair protein RAD50. Bases 175 to 4122 code for a protein of 1315 amino acids. Gene Ontology annotation, cellular component: condensed nuclear chromosome; nucleus; Mre11 complex. Gene Ontology annotation, biological process: double-strand break repair; telomere maintenance via telomerase; chromosome organization involved in meiotic cell cycle. Lineage: Eukaryota; Viridiplantae; Streptophyta; Magnoliopsida; Caryophyllales; Amaranthaceae. Gene Ontology annotation, molecular function: G-quadruplex DNA binding; double-stranded telomeric DNA binding; single-stranded telomeric DNA binding. The transcript has 27 exons. The record is from RefSeq and is a predicted model, not a curated record.